UGAUGCGUCACUGAAGGAAUGACGUCAUCACUUUGGAGCGUCUCACCACAGCACAUGGAGGGGUUUGGAAAUGUAACACUUCAUUUUGCCUAUAUGGGGAAAUGUGUUGCGGCAGAAGAGAGACUGGAUGGGGAGUCCGUCUUCAAGCAUGACAGAGGGCGAUGUGGAAUGUUUUUCUGAGUACAUGGAACUUUGGAUCCAUAGAUUGAGAAUUGAGGGAUUGAGGCUUUGGCUUUCUGGAAUAUUAAGAAUUCAAGUGGGUUUGGUGUCCAUGGAGAAUCUAAACCAUCAGCUUUCGUCAUGUGGAUUUGCACUGCACAGAGAUCUGGACAAAAACUAUGUCUUCAGAGUCAUGUACAGCGGAUGCUUUGUCCAGUUAGAGCACGGAAAUUACGUGAUUGUGCUGAACCUGUUGAAGAGAGUUAGUCGUUUUGGAGGCAGAACUCAGAAGUUUAUGAUGAAGUGUCCAGCAGUGUUAGCGCCUCCUAAUAGAGAGUACAUCCAAUGUGAUUCAGACUCCAUUCAGGUUACCAGAGAGAUCCCUGUGGAUAAUUGGAAUAAUGAGCUCGACUGGUCUCUUGCCUUGAGAGGGAGUCUGGUGGUGGCGUUGGAGGAUUCCAGUCUUAUUCAAGUAAAUGUUGAAAUGCACAAACCGAACAUUACAGUUCAAGGGAGGAGGGACACCAUCUUAAGUCCUGUGCAGGUUUUCGCAUCUGAAGGUCAUUUCUUACCCCUCAAACUGGUCAGUGGCAAUUAUGCCUACAGCAUGGAGGCUACUUGUCCUAACGGGAACACGUCGUCAUCUAAUGAAACGGUGCUGCAUAUCUAUAAGCGGCGCAUGGGUUUGACCAAAAGAGGUGGAUAUCAAAAUGAGACCCUGUCAGUAAGCAGUGUGAUGGUGGAGCAGACUGACACGUUUAGCUGGACGGAGACCACAGACUUUGUGCAGCUUAUCAUUCCUACAUCCUACAUUCAACAGAAUAAGGAGUGUUUAAGUCAAACAGGAGAGAAACUUCAGCAAAAUUUCUACAAGAUAGACGCUGUCCUCACCUUUAAAGAGACAAAUCACAAAAUGCACUGGACCAUGGAAAACACUUCUCCAUGUUCAGAGCUGUUAAAAUCACAUUCUGUCUAUGAUGACCCACAAAAAGCCAACUUUACAACACAUUCACCAACAUGGACUGCAGAAAGGCCAGAAAUUCCACCUGAUUACACCACAAACUUGACUCCUUCAGUGUCACCAUCGACUACAUCUACAGCAUUACAGACCGCAGAUCCAGACACCAGCACAACCUCAAUGCCAACACCACAACUGAAGACAACUGAAGUAUUCAACACAUCAACUCCUCUUUCAUACCAAGAAGUGUUUUCAAGUACACUUUACAGCCCAAAUCACAACUCGACAAGCUCAUCUGUACACCAGUGACUGCACAGCGGAUGGAAAUGCAGGUACCGACUGCACACGUGAUAUUAUAUUUUUUUUCAUGCUACACUAUUACAAUUGGUAGUCCAUUAAUCAGAGAGCAGAUGUAAUCACAGUUUGAAAUACAGCUACACAUUUAAGCGCCAUUUUCACUCAGACUGGGAUUUACAACACAACAGUCAAGCGGACUCAUGCAUCUUUUCCGUUGACAAGCAAAGUGCCUUGGAAUCACAUACGGGGAAUGAUUACAUCUCAGACUGUGUUGGUCAUGCUAUUUAAAUGGACACCUCUCAGCUAGGUGUCUUCCAGGAAUAAACGUGGUGAAUGAGGAGAUUCCCCCCAAAAAUGUGUAAAGCAUUUUGAGUGUCCAGAAAAGCGCUA
Messenger RNA from Danio rerio (zebrafish), 1804 nucleotides. Lineage: Eukaryota; Metazoa; Chordata; Actinopteri; Cypriniformes; Danionidae. The record is from RefSeq and is a predicted model, not a curated record.